GAAAGUCUCGGUCGAUGCCGUUGAGGAAGCGCGAGUGCCUCUUCAAGUCAUAAACAAUCCAUUAUUUUUAACUAUCGCCCCGCUUUCACGUAACGCUCCAGUCUGGAUUGUGGUAGUCCCGACCGUUAAGACAACAUGUAGUCGGGAUAACUGCGAGCUGAUCCCGCGAAUAUGUUAAACACCGAGUGGGCACAAGUAGAAGUUAUUGAUUUAAUCAACGACGGUUCAGGCUUGGCUUUUGGCAUUAUUGGCGGAAGAAGUACCGGAGUGGUGGUGAAGACAAUUCUGCCUGGAGGAGUGGCCGAUCGGGACGGUCGGUUACAAAGUGGAGACCACAUUCUCCAAAUUGGAGAAGUGAACCUAAGGGGGUUGGGUUCUGAGCAGGUGGCUUCUGUUCUGCGCCAGUGUGGUGUGCAUGUGCGCAUGGUAGUGGCCAGACCAGUUGAAUCAACCACAGCGGAUAUCCAGACUUUGGGCAGUCACGCACCAAUAGUGCCAACGAAAAUUCUAGGCGAUCCUGUGGAACUCGACAGGCAUUUGAUAGAAAAUGGAUUUGCAGGAACUUGCGCCCCAUCGCCACCCAUCCCCUACGUUCCGCUUAUUUACGGGGCGCACAAUCCCAUCUCGGAUAUUGUCGACGUGGUCAGAAACCCUCUGCCCAUCGGCAAAAUUCCGAUUCCCAAGAUUUGCCCGCCACCGCCGCCCUUUUCGCCGCCAUCGCUCAUGAAUGUUAAAAAUGCAGAUUUGCCUGAAACCGAAAUUUAUGCCAUCGAACUGAGAAAAAACGACUUGGGAUUGGGUAUAACUAUCGCUGGCUAUGUGUGCGAAAAAGAGGAAAUUUCUGGGAUUUUCGUAAAGAGCAUUAGCAAAGGCAGCGCCGCAGAUUCAACCAAAAUCAUCAAAGUGAACGAUCGAAUAAUCGAGGUGAAUGGAACUUCUGUGAUAGGCUUUACAAACCACCAAGCUGUAGAAGUUCUAAAAAACACCGGAUCUUUAGUCAAUAUUAAAUUCGAGCGGUACCUUCGAGGCCCCAAAUAUGAACAAUUGCAACAAGCGAUCAAGGCAAAUGAAAUGCGCCCUCCAUCUCCGCCAUCCCCGACGAUUUCUUCCCUCCCCAAAGUCCCAUUUAGUUUAGUGCACAUGAGCCAUUUGGGUAUUGAACCUGAAGGCGAAUCGCACACUAGUAUCGAUUUCGAUUCGGCGGUUCUUUUCGAAUCCAUCAGUCCAGUGGAUGAGGAGAAGGAGAUUGUGAUCGAUGGUGGCAAGUCGCUGCAGUUUAGUAUUAAGAGUCAAGAGGCGAUUUUUGAAAAAUGGAAAGAUUUGAUCGAUAAAAGUGCACAAAUUGUGAUAGCGGAAAUGAACAAAACAGAACAAAGCGGACUAGGGAUUAGUUUGGAGGGCACGGUGGAUGUGGAGGAUGGGAAGGAGGUCAGACCGCAUCAUUACAUCAGGAAUAUUCUUCCAGAUGGGCCGGUUGGCCUCAACGGUGUUUUGCAAUCUGGCGAUGAAUUAUUGGAGGUGAAUGGAAUUCAGCUACUCGGACUCAAUCACCUUGAAGUAGUUUCAAUUUUAAGGCAACUUCCUACUUUCGUCAAUCUAGUUUGUGCUCGGUACCCUGUUCCUAUUAGAAUAAUUGAUACAUCGCAGCAUCCCGAAGCGUUCCAAGCCAGAAAAAUCCUGGCCGGCAGUCUACAGACUCUUAUUCCAACUGCGGACGCUUCGCGUCUUGUCAAAGCCAAGUCCGAAUCGUCAAUCGCUUCCAGUUUGGGCAGCGAAGCAGUGAGCACAAGCAAAUCCAGAUCUCUGGAACUGAUCGCCGGACUGCCCAUGUGGUGCGAAGAAGCCACCAUUGUAGAAUUAAGUAAAGGGGACCAUGGCCUGGGAUUUUCCAUUUUAGAUUAUCAGGACCCGUUAAGUCCUCAAGAAACUGUGAUAGUCAUCCGUUCUCUAGUGCCGGGUGGUGUAGCGCAAGCCGAUGGCAGAUUGAUUCCAGGAGAUCGAUUAUUGGCAGUCGAUAAUAUUGAUGUUAGUCGUGCGCCUCUAGAUACUGCCGUCCAGGUGCUCAAAGGCCUACCAAAGGGUUCGGUAAAAAUUGCCGUUGCCAAGCCUUUAAAUGGAGGCGAUGCAGUUUCCCGCACCAGCCAGGAAACUGAAGAAGAUCAGACCUGUCUCGAGGACUUCCAAGAAUGCAUCGAAGAAUUCCAGGAAGAUCUGGUGAGCGUGCCGAUUUUCAUCGAAGAUGAACACUCGUUCAACCAUUCGCCGUGUACAUCGCAAGUGGAGGAUUUCGGGCAAAAAAACUUCCAUCGUCACAACCACGUUUCGAACGCAGACAUUUUAGAAAAUAACUAUCUGAAUAUCAAAGAGUUAGCUAGGGAUAGUAUCGGUGACAGUGAUAUCGAUAUUAGUUUCAAAAGUACGAACGAUAACUGUUUGGACCACAGCGGAAGAAAUGGCGGUUGUGAUAAUAUUCAAUUGAUAAUGAAGAGUCAGAAACGGACGUGUUUUGAGAAAACCGACAGCUUGACGCAGAGCGAAAAACCCUCGUUGUCCGACAAGGAUGACUAUGAAACGUGCAUGAGCGACUCCUUGUCGGAGAACAAUACCAAAGUGGAAAAACCUCAAGUACAAAUCCUCGACGAUAACGUCAACGUUGAAACUUUCUUCGGAAUGGACGAUACAACCCCCACAAAUUCUAAAGUAGAUUUAAGCAACUCUAGUCACUUUUAUACUACCAGCUUCUUUAAAACCAGUGCCACGAAUCAAGUGCCAAGUUCAUCCGAACCAUGUUUGCCUACGGAACCCUUUCCCAACUCCAAAUCCAUUUGCCUUGAAACGAAACUGGACGAUUUGAAGUCGUAUGAUAAUCAGGACGUUUGUGAAGGCGACGAGUUUUUUCUAGUCCAAUACCCUUCGGAACCAUCGAAACAAGUGGUGUGUAAAAGUGUCAGUGUGCCCAACGUUCAAGACAAUUCCGAUCUUUCCGCCAAUAGCAAACUUACCUAUAAACUUCGCGAGUAUUACAAUGACUAUGAAAAUUGUCUGGAUGCGUACAAGGAAGCAACGAUUUUCGAGAAAAUCAGCUGGGAAAUGAGCGAUUCGCAGAUUUUCAACGAGAUUUUUUUACCGUUCAAAAGCCGAUCAGCACCCAAUGUUAUGGACAGGUCUUUUGUUACACUCACUUAUGAUCCUGGACCUGAUUCGGGUCGAAGAAAAUCUGCUUUCGUUGCAGGCUAUCCGAUUAAUGAAUGUGAAAUGACGGUGAUACGGCACAUCGAACCCGAUUACGGAAACAUGAAGAACCACAAAGAAAGUGCUGUGCACAAGCAUUGGGGCUCCACUCAUGUACUCAAAGUCUUCAGGGAAGCGAACAAAAGUUUGGGCAUCAGCAUUGUUGGAGGAAAGGUAGAUGUGCAAUCUUCAGAUCAUCAAACCGAAGCUCUGUUGGGGAUAUUUGUUAAGCAUGUCACUCCCGAGUCUCCAGCAGGAAAAACGGGCCAAUUCAAGACGGGAGACCGGAUAUUAGAAGUAAGUGGCAUCGAUUUAAGGGAGGCGACUCAUGACAAGGCCGUGGAAGCCAUCAGGAGUGCUCCUAAUCCUGUCGUGUUCCUCGUUCAGUCCCUAAUUCCCUGGUUAAAUUUGCAACAUGACAAUAAUAUAGCCGAUGAUAACGACUGCCGUUUGCCUUUGUCAUCGCCAAACACUCAGGAGAAAAAAGGACUUGCCGUAAAUUUCGCUGAUAACGGGAAUGCCCCCGAACUUCCUGUUAACCAUCAAGAUGAUCAAUGUGUUUCAAAAGAAGAUUCCAAUGAGCACAACGAAGAAAUAAGCUCUUUAUCGGAAAUUAACAAACCUACUGCCGACCAGUCUGUGAUUAUUGACUCGGGAAGUGAUGAGGAGGACGAAGAAGAUGCAGCUGAACUGGAAGGUAGAACAGUUUCAUCUAAAGGACAUCAGAUUGAUCGAGCCAGUGCGGCAAAUUUCAAACGAAGCAAAGAAGAAAUUGCUGCAGAUAAGGAGGAGGAAGACGACUUCGGAUACACUACAAAUAAAGUGAAAAAAAAGUACGGAAAUCUGGGUCAUACCAUUCUCAUGGUGCAAUUGGAGCGCGAUUCAGGAGGAUUGGGUCUAAGUCUGGCUGGACACCGAGAUCGAAGCUGUAUGGCUGUUUUUGUCUGCGGAUUGAACCCGAAUGGAGCCGCUUUCAAAACAGGAUCUGUAGAGAUCGGCGACGAAAUUUUGGAAGUCAAUGGUGUUGUGCUACACGGUCGAUGUCAUCUGAACGCUUCUGCGAUUAUUAAAGGUCUAACAGGACCUGUUUUUAAAGUCAUUAUUUUAAGGCGAAAAGCUGCCGUCGAUGAUAUUGCCGUUAAACCAAUCACUCAGUUUCCAGUUUCACUUGCAGAAGAGAUAUCAGAAGAACAUUUCAGUGCCACCUAUCCAAAUGUCCGAACAUUGGCUAUUAAAAAGACAAGUCCGAGUUUGGGUAUUAUGAUAAUAGAAGGCAAACAUGCCGAAGUUGGACAAGGCAUAUUCAUAUCAGAUAUUCAACGAGGCAGCGCUGCAGAAGAGGCUGGCCUUGAAAUUGGAGAAAUGAUCCUGGCGGUCAAUAAAGACUCUCUAGUGGGCUCCAGCUAUGAUACGGCUGCAAACUUGCUUAAAAGAACCGAAGGGCUCGUGACAUUAGUCGUCUCAAAGCCUGGCAAAAAAGACCAAGCUCGAGCCGUCACCCCCACGCCUCCAUCGCAACCAAAUGCUGAAGACGUGGGAAAGGCCACUUUGAAAACUCCUACAACGCCUUCUAGGCCUACUACACCUGUACCUGAACCUCCAGCGGAUCCCUUAUCCUGUUCGAUAGUCCCAGGGAGAGAUACUGUGAUUGAAAUAAAUACCAACGAUGAGGCCCUUGGUAUUUCGUUCAUUGGGGGAAAAGACACCGUUAUAAAUAAUGCCAUUAUUCUGACGGAAAUUUAUCAAGGCGGGGCCGCAGAUAAGGAUGGCCGGCUGCAAGAGGGCGACCAAAUUGUUGAAGUCAAUGGAACUUCUCUUAGGGAAAGUACAAACACAACUGCAUCUCAAGCUUUGAGACAAACACUGCCAAAGAUGAAAAUCAUUGUAUUUCGACCAACCAAUGUAGAAUAUUCUCCGAUGGAAGUGGAGUUAGUUAAGAAACCUGGAAAAGGACUCGGAUUAAGUAUUAAUGGAAAGAAAUCGGGGAAAGGUGUCUACAUUGCUGAUAUUGUACCCGGAACGCCAGCAGAACUAGAUGGUAGAAUAGCAAAAGGCGACAUUUUAAUAGCCGUCAAUGGGCAAAAUGUGGAGAAUGUGACGAGCGGAGAAGCAGGGGCCAUAUUAAAGACUGCGAUGGGUAAAGUUUCGUUGAAACUGCAUAGAUAUAAGCCAAGUACAAGUAAUCAACAACCUUAACUAGGCGAUUAGUUCUCUUAGAAAUCGUAGUUCCAAAUAAUGUUUCCUUAUUACGGCAAGUCGUCGUCUUCAGCUUGUAUGGAAAAAUGGUAAGAUUUUAGAAUUACUACAUGCCACUAUGACUGAUUACCUAUUACUGUUACUGAUGAGAAACUAACUUUAACGUUUCAGUUGUGGAACGAAUAUUAUGAUUGCUUUAUUUUCCCCUAACUAGAGACUUUAAAUAGCCUAUUCAUUGUCGAAUAUAUUUAAUUAGGUACUAUGUAAUGAGCAAUUUAAAAAUUUCUAAAGUGUUGUUUUUAAUAUAUCGUUGUUAGUUAUGCUACGAGCUAAAUGUUAUUAGUUAAUAACCUGUGAGUUAUUCAUGAUCAAGUAGUUAUAGUAAGGCUGCUCUUUUAGAGUCUCGAUUGAGCCGAUCCAUCAGCCACACCUAUUUUCAUAAGGCAACAAGACACACCAUUUUAAUUAACGUUCAGCAAUCGACACCUUAAGGAGACAGCCUCUGAUAAGUCGCAGAUCAUCAAUUAUUUUAAAGCAAGUGUGAUAUUCAUGUCCUGUACGCCGAAGCGUUACGAAAUUAGCCCCUUCUGUAGAAGAAUGCCUCGAGGGGGUAUAGAAUUAAAGAAAUAUUACGAAA
Dendroctonus ponderosae (mountain pine beetle) is the source of this 6064-nucleotide messenger RNA. RefSeq lists its product as uncharacterized. Gene Ontology annotation, molecular function: protein binding. NCBI's taxonomy places the organism in Eukaryota, Metazoa, Arthropoda, Insecta, Coleoptera, Curculionidae. The record is from RefSeq and is a predicted model, not a curated record. The coding region runs from base 172 to 5427 and encodes 1751 amino acids. The transcript has 30 exons.